Arvicanthis niloticus (Nile rat) is the source of this 1967-nucleotide messenger RNA. RefSeq names its product embigin (gene Emb). Gene Ontology annotation, cellular component: plasma membrane; axon. The record is from RefSeq and is a predicted model, not a curated record. Gene Ontology annotation, molecular function: cell-cell adhesion mediator activity. Gene Ontology annotation, biological process: homophilic cell-cell adhesion; dendrite self-avoidance; axon guidance. NCBI's taxonomy places the organism in Eukaryota, Metazoa, Chordata, Mammalia, Rodentia, Muridae.
AUGACUGGCUGUGUGAAUCAUAAUAAAGAUCGGCAGAAUUCAGCUUUUACAAGUUUACCUGUUCGAGAAGAAAUGAUGGCAAAGUACUCAAACCUUUCCUCGGAGAGCUAUAAUAUCUCAGUGACAGGUAAAGACCAGAUCAGUAGAAGAAAACAUAACUUGGAAAGGCCUUCUUACUUGGAAGUCAAAUGCACGUUCACGGCCACUGGGGAUUUGAACUCAGUGAAUGUGACUUGGAAGAAGGAUGACGAGCUCCUUGAGGCCACUGAUGGCUUCAAUACAACUAAAAUGGGGAACACCAUAUCCAGUCAGUACAGGUUUGUUCAUCGUUUUAAUAGCAAACAAAUGGGAAAAUAUUCUUGUGUCUUUCGAGAAGAGUUCAGAGGAACCUUUACUAUCAGAGUCCCCAAAGUUCAUGGAAAAAACAAGCCAUUGAUCACUUAUGUGGGAGAUUCUACCGUGCUGAAGUGUGAAUGUCAAAAUGGUCUUCCUUUAAAUUGGACUUGGUACAAGAGUAAUGGAACUGCACAGGUAAGAUUGUUCCCAUUGAUUGUUCACGCGAAGGAUAAGUAUGUUAUAAAUAGUUCCUAUGCUAAUGAAACCAAGCUCAAGAUAAAGCAUCUUUUGGAGGAAGAUGGAGGAUCCUACUCGUGUCGUGCAGCCUUCCAGUUAGGGGAGAGUGAGGAACACGUUGAGCUGGUUGUGCUGAGCUUCAUGGUGCCCCUCAAGCCAUUUCUCGUAAUUGCUGAAGUCAUCCUCUUAGUGGCCAUCAUUCUGCUUUGCGAAGUCUACACACAGAAAAAGAAUGACCCAGAUGAUGGGAAAGAAUUUGAACAAAUUGAACAGCUGAAAUCAGAUGAUAGCAACGGCAUACAUAGGAAAACAAUGUCCCCGGUACAGAAAAACUCAGGACUCGGCGGAUCAAUGAAUACAGAAAGAACAUUUUGCCUUGGGAAGAUGUACCAGCGUUGGAGUUUGUAUUUCAGGCGUCCUUUAAAGAACGCCUGAAUUUGAGAUGUUAAAAGACAGAGAUGCUCUCAAAGUUCGCAGGGAGUAGCUUGAUAAACGAAAUAGUCCAUCUUCUAACAAGAUGUAUUUUCAUUUUGUAAUUGUUUUCAUUAAAAGCAAGUAAAGUGAUUCAGCUGGUCUGUGAGCUGUAACCUAGAUAAUAACUUUACCCUCUUUGGGAGAUCAGGGGUACAGGGCAGACACCAGCCAAGUCAGUUAAUAAUUCCACCAUAAAUAUCGCUGAAAGAUCGUUUAUUACCAAGAAUUAUUAAAGGAUAAAGCGUUUGCCAGUUGUUGUAAAAGUGUUUGCCUCAGACAGACAUAUCACCUAUGGAAGUAUUUACAACAGAUUCAUGUGGAGUAUUCUGUGUUGAGUGUGUUUUCCUAGUAAAUGGAAACUAUGCGUUCCGUAUGGGUCACUACACUGUAGUCUCCACACUAAGAUAUACUUGUGGUCCAUAAAUAAUGUGUGAAGUAAGGAAGUUCAAUCAAAUGCUUGUGUGCCAUGGUCAGUACAAUACCAGAGCUUCUCAUCUUCAUUGCACACAUUUCCACUUUUUCUACCCCAAGCCAACGUGUUCUCAGCCUUAAGUCAGACAUUUUCCUUGUCUUCACCAUGGGGUUUGGACAUCAUUAGUCUUCUUGAUGUUGAUGUUUGCAGAAUGCAGAUCCGUGUGGUCGCAGUAAAUACUGCAUGCCCUUGUGGCUCGUGGUUUCUGCCAUACCAUCACUGGCUAAGUGUGUAUAAAGAUGCAUUAUUAGUGUUUUCCAAUAAUAAUUCCUUGGCUGAUAUACAGGAGCGCUAGUGUAGAAUUUUUAGGUUGCUGCAAAUGCCAGACUUAACUUCGAAAACGUAUCUGAGAUACUUUAUGAACUCAGUGGAACCAAAUCAGUUCAGUUUGUAAUGGACAUGAUUAAUUGUCAAACAGCUUUAAAUGAAAUUAAAAUGUAGUGCCUUG